CGCACGCGCCUUUUUUAUAUAUCGGAUAACAACUCAAGACGAGUCUCUCAUUUAUAUAUGAAUAUGAAUAUUAUUUCGCCACAACUUCUAACUCAUCUCCGUGAGUAGAACCACUUUUCUUUUUGACAUCCACAACCACCGGACACGGAAAGUUACCCUUGACCCAUGCUGAGGUGGACUUUACCGGCAGGUACGAUCGGAAUUGAACUUCGUCUGAAUACCGGACCGACACUCCCUAGGUGUGAAAAAAAGCGCCUGUGGAAUUUGUAGUCAGCGCGGAAGAGACUCAUCCCGCGUGCAAAUUAAAUCUUUCCGCGCUCGGAGCGAGAGAACGGCGCGCGCGCGCAGCGGAGCCAAACCGCAAAGCGUGCGGGAAUUAGGAAGGGGGUUGGGGGGGGAAACGGACGGAGAUACGGCCGGUUGUUCCCAUUCAAUCCAGGCAUAUUGAGGAAGCGCCUGAUGUGGCUCCCAGCGGCACAGUUUUACUGCACUGAUCUCUCGUGUCACUGGGAGCGCGAGUCUCCCCCGGGAUUUUGCGCGUGAGGCCACGGCGCCGUGUUUAGACUGGACCGGCGAGUGCUGGGAAACAGGUGGAUCUGACCAAGAUGUCCGUGCUGCCUUCAAGGUUCAGCUACGUGUGUUUACAUUUUCUGGUCCUCUACUUCCAGUUACAGGAGUCGCACCAGAGUUCUGCAGACUUCCGCAUAUACAUUGAGAACCACACACGUGAUGACGUGAGUCGGAAACAGGUGCGGAUAUACCAGCUGUACAGCCGGACAACAGGGAAGCAUGUACAGAUCCUUGGCAAGAAGAUCAAUGCUAACGGAGACGAUGGGGGCAAGUACGCUCUCCUUAGUGUUGAGACAGAGACAUUUGGGAGUCGUGUUCGAAUAAAAGGACAACAAAGUGGCUACUAUAUCUGCAUGAACAAGAAUGGCAAAAUCAUUGGCAAGCUCAAUGGGAGUAACCCAGAGUGUGUGUUCGUGGAGGAGUUCUUGGAAAACAACUACACGGCGUUAGUGUCUGCCAAGUACAAAGGCUGGUACCUGGGCUUCAACCGUCGGGGCCGGCCCAAGAAAGGCUCACGGACCACACAGACACAGCAGGAAGUACAUUUCAUGAAACGUGGCCCUAAGGGCAAGGUGGACCCUCAGGAGGAGUUCCGUUUCACCACUGUAACGAAACGGACGCGUAGGGCACGGCGCUUAAGGCCAAACCAUAAAACAAACUGAAGUGACACAGACCAAGCAUGCACUCUUCCUUUACAGACAUCUCAAACUUCUUGCCUUAAACCAGCAUAAAGGUUAUUGUGAUUAAACAGCAGGAGAGGAAACCUGAAAGAUGGCUACAGGACAAAAAAAAAGUUCAAAGAUGUUUUAUUUUUAUAUUUUCGGAUCUCUGAGUCUCUCUUAGGUGUUGAAUGUCUCUGGGUUAUUAUUAAUGUUAUAUUGUGUCUGUUACUCUCUGUUAUUUAUAUUGGACAAACUAUGGAUGACAAAAAAGGAACUGUGGUCUCCCACUUUGACGAGUUUACAGCAGCAGGCAUCCUGUUGAAAAGGAGAGAUUUGACUCCAAUACCCAAGAAAAACUUCUAUAUUUCAUUUUGAAUUGGCCCAAACAACAAGGAUCUGGGUUUUUUUUUUCUGCUGGAGGAAUUUAAAUGCAAGAGGCACAUGAUAACGGGGUCAUAUGGCAGGACUCUGUACCAGCCAACACUAGCUUUGAGUGCAAUAUUUUGAAGGGCCCUCCAUGAAGCAUCUCAUUGCCUUCAUUUCUGCUCAGUGAUUUUUCUGUGAGAAGUCUGAGUGUUCUCUCUAGGCCUGUCUGUGGGUGAAGUGUGCUUAAUCACACCCAGCAAUUGUAUGAUUCCUUUUAAAUUUUUGUGCAACCUGUGAUUCAGCAGAGCACAACAUGCUUUGACUAGCCAGGCAUCAGCAUCGGCUAUGGCAGUAGUGCUUGUUAAAACAAAUGAAGAGAAGCUUGGAGUUGAAGGGACUCGAAGAGCAUAACAUGUUGAUUUGAUGGGAACCUUUUGAUCUUUCUCGCUGUACAUUGGUGCAAGGUUUACAAGAAUGCACCGUAGUGACAGUGGGCCUGAUCUCAAAUACUAGCACACAUGUAUGUUCUUCUUUUUCAGUCUUACAGGAAUGCAUAGUCCUAUACAGUAGUUUUUGAAGAAUAACAAAAUCAGUUAUAAGGCUAUAGGUCAUUUUCCUCCCCCGUCUUGCCAAUUUAAUGUGCUGUUCUCAGAGGCUGUAAAAUGGUCACUUCUUUAAAUCUGCCACUCUAUAGGAAUACCUAUCAGAUUAUGCUGUAUUCCAGAUUUCCAUUUGUAAACUCAUUCUGUGAUGGUUUAGACAACAUUGCGCUGUAUAUGUACGUAUGUCCACUAAGGCUUUAUACCUGACCAUUCUGAAUUGAGCUACAACAGGGAAGGUGGAAUGCCUUUCACUAAACUCACCUGUGCUAAGGUUUGCCCUUCAUAUGGGUGUUGCUGUAGUGUAAACAAAUCUAUAUACUCAUUUGUCACAUGACAGGUUUUGUAAGAGAUACUACUAACAAACAUGACACAUGUAUGGUUAAAAAAAACAUAUGCAAAAAAAAAAUAAUAAUUUUAUGACUAUUAUAAAAAUAUUUAUUGCCUUUCUCUGUAAAUACAACCU
Ictalurus furcatus (blue catfish) is the source of this 2663-nucleotide messenger RNA. It is a transcript of the gene fgf24, whose product is annotated as fibroblast growth factor 24. The record is from RefSeq and is a predicted model, not a curated record. The coding region runs from base 606 to 1232 and encodes 208 amino acids. Gene Ontology annotation, cellular component: cytoplasm. Gene Ontology annotation, biological process: limb morphogenesis; neuron differentiation; regulation of cell migration. Lineage: Eukaryota; Metazoa; Chordata; Actinopteri; Siluriformes; Ictaluridae. Gene Ontology annotation, molecular function: type 1 fibroblast growth factor receptor binding; growth factor activity; type 2 fibroblast growth factor receptor binding. The transcript has 5 exons.